UCACAUCCUCCCUCCUCUCUCUCUCGCUUCCAUCUUGCUCCCCGCAUGUGUUGGCUGUUAGUUUACAGGUCAGUGAGGGGCUUUAAAUACCUUCUUCUCUCCACUGUUAUCUUCUGAACUUACGGCAAAAGAUGAAAGAAGCAAUUAUGAAUCAAGAAAAACUCGCUAAACUACAAGCGCAAGUCCGCAUCGGCGGAAAGGGAAGCGCUCGCAGAAAGAAGAAGGUCGUGCACAGAACGGCGACCGCCGACGACAAGAAGCUCCAGUUUUCCUUAAAGAAGCUCGGGGUCAACAACAUCUCCGGCAUCGAAGAGGUGAACAUGUUCACAAACCAAGGAACAGUCAUCCACUUCAACAACCCCAAAGUGCAGGCCUCUCUGGCCGCCAACACCUUCACCAUCACCGGCCACGCUGAGACCAAGCAGCUGACAGAGAUGCUGCCCGGCAUCCUCAACCAGCUGGGAGCCGACAGCCUGACGAGCCUGAGGAGACUCGCCGAGGCCCUCCCCAAACAGGCUGCAGAUGGAAAAGCGCCGAUUGCAACAGUAGAAGAGGAAGACGAUGAUGUUCCAGGUGAGAGCAUGAAGACCUGCCUGUCCUGCUAAUUUAGACAAAAUAUAGUUCCAUCAUUUAUCUGCAUGUUACCCCUAUUCUGAACGAAUAAAUG
Molecule: messenger RNA, 667 nt
Organism: Cyprinodon variegatus (sheepshead minnow)
Lineage: Eukaryota; Metazoa; Chordata; Actinopteri; Cyprinodontiformes; Cyprinodontidae
Product: transcription factor BTF3-like
Exons: 5
Coding region: 132-605 (157 amino acids)
Cellular component (GO): nascent polypeptide-associated complex; cytosol
Source: RefSeq, a predicted model, not a curated record